CAGUCUACCAGUGCAGGUUCCAGCCUUCCACCCCCACCCAGUUGCAGGAUGUCGAUGACAGACGUGCUCAGCGCUGAGGACAUCAAGAAGGCAGUGGGGGCCUUUGCCGCUGCUGACUCCUUCGACCACAAAAAGUUCUUCCAAAUGGUCGGCCUGAAGAAAAAGACCCCCGACGAGGUGAAGAAGGUGUUUCACAUCCUAGACAAAGACAAGAGCGGCUUCAUUGAGGAGGAUGAGCUGGGAUUCAUCCUCAAAGGCUUCUCCUCAGAUGCCAGAGACCUUUCUGCUAAAGAAACCAAGACGCUGCUGGCCGCUGGAGACAAGGAUGGGGACGGUAAAAUUGGGGUCGAAGAAUUCUCCACCCUGGUGGCUGAAAGCUAAAAGGGGUUGACUCCCCCGGCCUUCCACCUCUCUGCCCCCAACACCUGAGCUCAGCCCCUCUCGCCGCCCUCCCGCGUUCUGUUCAGUUUGUUUAUGUUAUUUUUUACUCCUCCCGUCCCCUGCGGCCCUCGGAUGACACUGUUCUUCUGGAAAAUGCUGGAGAAAUAAUAAAGGCUGUACCAGUC
This is a messenger RNA of Elephantulus edwardii (Cape elephant shrew), 566 nucleotides long. It is a transcript of the gene PVALB, whose product is annotated as parvalbumin. The record is from RefSeq and is a predicted model, not a curated record. Gene Ontology annotation, cellular component: cytoplasm; nucleus. Lineage: Eukaryota; Metazoa; Chordata; Mammalia; Macroscelidea; Macroscelididae. Gene Ontology annotation, molecular function: calcium ion binding. The coding region runs from base 49 to 381 and encodes 110 amino acids. The transcript has 5 exons.